Leptopilina heterotoma is the source of this 1886-nucleotide messenger RNA. RefSeq lists its product as uncharacterized. Gene Ontology annotation, molecular function: odorant binding. The transcript has 20 exons. NCBI's taxonomy places the organism in Eukaryota, Metazoa, Arthropoda, Insecta, Hymenoptera, Figitidae. The coding region runs from base 33 to 1790 and encodes 585 amino acids. The record is from RefSeq and is a predicted model, not a curated record.
UAAGAGUGAUAAGACGAAGACAAAUAGGAAAAAUGAAAUUUAACAUUAUUUUUGGAUCGAUUUUAUUUAUUUUUACAAUAUUUUUAAUAAAUAAUGUUCAUGGGAAAUUUAAUUUGGAUGGAUUGAAAAAAAUGGUAAAACCCUUUAAAGCACCUUGCAUUGAGCAAUCAGGAGUUUCGCCAGAUUUAAUUGACGAAGUAAAUAAAGGAAAUUUCGUAGACGACCCACAACUCAAGUGUUAUUUAAUGUGUCUUUUUCAAAAACUAAAAACUAUUAAAGGCGGAAAAAUUGUAACAUCUUCCAUGAAAUCACAAAUUCAAGCUUUAGUCGAAGACAAUCUUGCUAGUCGAAUGCUUCAAUUGAUAGAAGCUUGUGAACAUUUUACUAUUCAUGAAGACCUUUGUGAAGCUUCAUUUGCAUAUUGCAAAUGCUCUUAUCAGUUUGAUAGUAGUAAGGAAAUAAAUUGUCAAGAUAAUGAGGAAAAAAUGGAUGGAGCUUUUGAUCAGUGUUUGAAAGAAUACGAUCUUACAGAUGUGAAUUUAACUUGUUUCAAUUCUUGUAUAGCUGUGAAAGCAGGAAUAGCAGGAGUGAAUUGUCAAAUGGAUGAUAUGCCUGAAAGCAUGAAAGCUGUUAUGGACAGUUGUUUAAACAAAUUCGACGUCUCUAAAGAUGAAUACAUAACGGCUGUUAAAAAUAAUGAUUACAGUAUAAAUGCAAAAAAUCGUUGUCUGCGAGAAUGUUUCAUGUCAGAAAGUGGAGUAAUGAAAGAUGGAGAAAUUAAAGUCGACAAACUUAAGGAAUUAAUGGUUGGUUAUAAUCCAAGUGUAACUGAAGCUGAUAUUGAAAGUACUCACGUUAAAUGUCUAGCGCAAGAAGAGGGACAAAAGAUGAGGGCAGAUCAUGAUUUUGCUAAGAAAAGAUUACGUUGCUAUUCUGCAUGUUUCAUGAAAAAAACGAAUGAGAUGAACGAGAAUAAUCAGCUGAAUAUGAAUACAAUAUCGAGUAUUGAACAUACAUUAUAUCCUGAAAAAGCCGAUGAAAUGAUGAAAGUAAAUUGUAUACCACAUCCACCCCCGCCUAUGACAGAGGAAAUGAAGAAAAAUAUGGAUGAAUGUCGUACAGAACUUGGAAUUUCAAUGGAGGAAGAACGAGAGCUCCAUAGGAAUCAUGAUUUUAAAAAUGAAAAAUUGCGAUGUAUGCCAGCUUGUUUAAUGAAGAAGGAUGGGGUCCGAAAAGCAAGGCGGAUGAUUGUGAAUUGGCUCACACUUUCAUGCAUUGUACCCACAAGUGCACUAAGAAUGCAAAAGACUAAAGUCAAGAUUCAUAUUUCGUUAGGAAGUUUCAUAUCAAGGAGGACGUUCUUCAUGAUGAAUUCUCAAUUAUUUAUGCUUAUUGCAUUUAUCGGCUUUUGUGGUUUUAAAAAUGUCCAAUCCGGAAUGACAAUGGAUCAAGUAGAAAAUAUGGCAAAGGGAAUGAGAAAAUCUUGUUUAUCGAAAGUUCCAAUUGAUACACAGGUAGCAUUAAAUGUAAGAAAAGGAGAAUUUCCGGAUGAUCCAACUUUUAAAUGUUAUUUGAGAUGCAUAGCAAAAAUGUCAAAAGCGAUUAAAGGCGGUAAAAUUGAUGAAGCAGUUAUAUUGGCUUCAGUAGCGUUAAUGCCUGUAAAUGCUGAAAGAGCCCUGAUUGCAGCAAAAAAAUGCACAUCGAUAACUGCGGACGAUGAAUGUGAACUUGCUUAUCAAUAUGUGAAAUGUAAUUACGAGGCGGAUCCAGAAAUAUUUUUCUUCCCUUAAGUCGAGAAUAUUGUUAAAAUUCACAUUUAGUUUAAUGUGAAUAAAGAAUAAAAUCUGGUCGGUAUAAUAAAUAAUAAGUAAAAUUUCGUUAUCAAU